GUUUGUUGUCGGUUUUGGGUUAACGGUAGACACAGAUUUGUUUGAUGAAUGCCAAGAAAACUUCACUCAAGUGUCACUAAAUUAUGUCCAACACAUUAUGUGUAGUUUACUACGAAACUCAUCUCAACAUCAAGAAAGGACAAUAAACGUUUGCUCUCGCUGUUUGGCUGGAGAAGUUGGGAUAGGUAACGACUUGGCUGCAUGACAUUCAGUAAGGAAAGAGAGAGAGAGACUGAAAAGUUGAAGACUAUGCACAAACCAAAAGCACAGUGUGGAAAGCAGGGUGUGUCUGCAAAAGGCUUGAUGAGAAAUACACCAGUUCGUAAGGUCACCUACAGAGUGGGAUACAUGUGGAACCGAGGUGGACGACUCAAAGAGCUCAGGAUACGGCACCUUGCACGGAAAUUCCUUCGUCUCUGGGUUCAGAAGACAUUUGGACGAAUCACUCCAUCACAGGCCAGGUCUCACCACACUAAGGUUGUCCUGAGGAAGGUUCUUUGGGCCUGGAAAGAUGACUGGUGGCAUGCCAGAAGAGAGUGGGCACUGACCAUUAGAGCAGACUGUCACUAUAAGUAUGUCCUCUACAGUAAAGUGUACCAAGCCUGGUGUCAAUAUUUGUCUAUUAAGAAAGAAGAAAAAAAAAAGAUGCAGAUCGCAUUAGUCUUUGCAAAGCGGCAUCAGCUGCGUGUUGUGUGGGAAGGCUGGGAGCUAUAUGUGGAAAUGAGACGAUUAAAACACAGGAUGUGUGACACAGCCCUAAAACACCACAGACACACUGCUAUGGGUUGGGUGUGGACUGUCUGGCAAACUGCACUAGAGCAACGCAAAACCGAGCAUCUCCAUGAAGACCUGGCGGCACAACAGUGGGCUAUGUCUGUACAGAGCAGAGCAUGGCUUCAAUGGAAAAAGAAGUAUACAGAAACAUGUAUCUUAAGAGAGAAAGAAGCCGGAGCCUGUCUUCAGUACUGCCAGCAAAUCCAGAAUCGUGUACUACAAGGCUGGAUUACAUACACUCAACACAGGAAAGAAAAAAAAUAUGCAAAAGCUGUGGCUAGCAGUGUAUGGCGUUGCUCUGUCUUAAGGAUGUACUGGUGUACGUGGCACAGAGCUUUGCAAAACAAACAGACUGACAGAGUUAAAGAGCAGAUUGCAGAGCGUCUAGCACUUCAUAUCAUUCAACGGCGGGCAUUUUCACACUGGAGAGAUUAUGUGCACAUUUGCUCUGUAAAGGCCAGGACAGAACAGACUGCCAUUCAACAUCGACACCUUCACCUGCUGCAUGUAGGGUUUAAAGGCUUGGCCUUAAAUGCCACUCGCUGUAAAACUCAUCGGUUCAACAAGAACAUUAGUGCGAAGCAUCAUCAGCACACUAUGAUGGUGAAAUAUUGGAAGCGUUGGCAACUGCGCUUGGAGCAGAUUAAGGAAAUACAGAUUCAACCCAAAAUAACUGUAGCAGUGAACUAUCACAGAAUUGCAGUGCUAAGAAGAUAUAUUCAGAGAUGGAGGGAGCACUGCAAAGAGCACAGACACAUGCAGGAUUUAGAGUUGCGGGCUGACUCUUGGUUUGCAAGCCGGAUCCUUCCAAAAUGUCUGAAAUCCUGGACGGAAUUUACUAUAGAAAGAAUAAAGCGCAAAGAGAGGGGAGAAAUAGCUGAGCAGCAUCAUCAGCAGCAGAUAUACAGCUGGGCUUUUUAUAUCUGGUGGGAACGCUUGGUUCAACAGAGAGACCAGAGGUUGGCGGAGAGAAUGGCUGUGCUACAUGCAGAAAGAGUGUGUGUGUCCCGUGCCUGGUCUAAAUGGCUGUCGAAGAUGUUUCAGCAGAGAGAGGACAGACUCAAGCAAACAAAAGCUGUAACCCUUUACAGACAGACUCUUCUGCACAAAACUCUGAGACAGUGGGGACACAAUGUCAGCAACAUCCAGAGGAGUCAGAGACAUUUUGAGCAGGCAGUCGUCCAUGACAGGCACCUGUCUAUGAGGCGAGCUCUGAUCGGCUGGUGCGAGUAUGUAGCACGCAGAAGAGAGAAGAACAGGCGAUUGAUGCAAAUCGAUCAGCACUAUGAAGGAAGACUGCUAAAGCACAAGUUUGAGGCAUGGAAGCAACACCAAUCACAGAUCCAGCAGAUCAACCUAAUUGUAGAACAGCGUUACCAGCGACAUCAAAAACAUCUGCUCAGAAGGAUGCUGUGUGUGUGGAGGACCAACAUACGUCUGUCAGUGGAGGAAAGGGAGAAAGAGACACAAGCAAAGUGUCAUCAUAACCACAGCUUACUAUCAAAGGUGUUUUUAGCAUGGCAUCAGAGAUCAGCAUACAAAACGUUUUAUCAUCACCAGCAGGAGGAAGCACUGAGAGAAGCUCAACUUCACCUCGACAGAGUUCGGACACGUGCAGUUCUGAGGAGGUGGAGAAAGAAACACUGUGAGGCAAGAGAAGAAAGGCUGUCUGGGGAGAAAGCCUGCAAAUAUUACCGACAUAUCCUGCUCACAAAAAGUCUCACGGCCUGGAUCUUGAAUAAUAAGCAGCAGAAACUCUAUCAGGUCAUGAAAAACAGAAGCAAUGAGCUACACAAAUUAAGAACAUGUCAGCGUUUUUUUAUCCUCUGGAAAGCACAGCUACAGAGCAGAAGAAAAGAAGCAGAGCUGACAGAGAUGGCCCUUUGGCACUGGUCCCUAAACCUGCAAGCCAAGGUGCUCUAUGCCUGGAGAUACUGGGUUGCUGAGCGUCAAAGGAAAGAGAGGCGUCUUGCAGCAGCAGCUCAAUUCUACAGAGAUGAACUGCUGCAAGAAGGCAUAACCCACAUCCUUACAUAUGCGGCACAUAUGAAGGCAUUUUCUACAACAAUGGCACUUCACAGCUGUGAACAGAGUUCACGGCAGCUGCAGGCAGUGGUAAGACGAUGUGCCUUGCGAUGGAAGCAGCGGGCAUUAUGCAAGCCUUCGAAAGUGGUAGAGGCAAAUAAAGAUGAUACGCCCCCUAAAACGAACAAGAGUGUAUCCUUUUUCUUACCUGAAGGCCAUAACCAAAGCCAUACCUGCCAACCAAUCAGGAUCCCAACUUCAGAGCGUACAGCAGGAGAUUCCACUGUAAGCAAACUGCUGCUGGUCCGAGCAUCUAGACUGCAGCCACGAAGGCCUGAUGACUUAUUAUACUCUCCAGCCAAGGACCUGCUGCGGCACCCAGAGCCUAGAAGACACAGUCACUCAGACAAUCAUCACAAAGCAACACACCCUACAAGUGAUCAGCUGCAGAAUGCAGGUCAAACUGAUGCUAGACCCUCAUCAUCUGCUCCAGUGGCUUGUCCAUCCCACUCUGUUUCACUUCCGUUCACCCAGCCUCAGCCCCCUGGACUGUUUCUGUCCACUUCACAACAGCCUCCUGUUCUGAACAUUAAGCCUCCAAUCAUGGCCUUCAGGUCUGCUUUAACAGAAAACUCCACUCGUGCUGAGAACCAGGAGGUGCUGCUGCCUCCUUCUUCAUUUACUGCAUCUACAUCUCUGUGCAAGCAGACAAGAUUCAGACACAAGGAUCCCUCACUCCUCUCCCCUCAAGAUUUUAUCCACUCUAACCUGCCUGGCCAAACAGGGGUGUGUGAAAGUGCUUUUGUGGAUGCGGAAGCCGACGACAAUGAAGAGACCACACUCCUGCAGACAAGCAGUGAUCCUACUGAAGCUCUGAACAGGGAACUACAUAAUAUUAGACUUGACCUGCAAAGAUAUCAGCAAGACAAAACUCAGCUACAGACAUGGCGCAAACUUCAAAAGAUUAUGAGAAAUUGGCUUCAGACAACAGGCAGUGAUGCAGAUACUGAAGAAAGAGAGAGCAUUCUACAAGAAGUAAAUGAGCUAGAGAUACGUAUUUCUUCACUGUCUAAGAAAAUAGCUGAACGAAAACCCAUCAUGAUCUGCCAUGCUGCAAGAGUCAGCAGCAUAGAAAGCCAGCUGCUGAGAGCCAAUGUGAAAAUAUAGAUAUCAUGCAUUCUGUUAUCUUUGUUCCCCCUUUUGUGUAGAUUACUAAUUUCUUGUAAUCUGUUGUUAUUUACUUUUAUAUUUAUGUCAAAUUAAGUUCUGUUAACCGACAAAACUCAGGAAACGCAGUAGUAUAUUUUGUCAAAGUAUACUGUAGGUAUAGCAGCAACUUAAGAUAUUAUACUACAUAUACUAUAAUAGUAUUUAUUUGUAAAAGAAACUUUUAUAUUUAAUAGAUGUAAUUAUAUGUAAAUAAAUCGUUUUUUGGGUAUAUUGUCUUACCUUUAUGUUUGACCAACUCAUGGAUGCACUGUAGGUCACUAUUUUUGCAGUUCUUCCCAUUAAAAAGAAUCCUCGGAUAGUAGGCACAUGUUCUGGAAAAGCUGGAGGCAAGAUGUCGGUGACACCCUAUGAUUCCUUCCACAUGCGCUCAGAGCCUAAAAUACCAUUCCCUCUGAAAGCACGCAUCUCUUUUGCUUUCAGUGGUUGAGUAGUAGAUACGUAUAAAUUAAAAAAUAAGGGCUGUCCAUGUGUGUGUUUUGCAAAUCUGUAUCGGUAUCAGUGUUAGUGUGUAUUGACACUGUUUGCCGGUUUGUUUGAGUGACAUAGAUAAAAACAGGAUAAAUGUUGUUGCAUAACACUUAUUUUCUCAGUUCUUAUAUGUAUGUACAUUGAUUUAGCAAAGAACUCAAAUAUAUGCUUUAUAGUGCUAUUUGUUAUUAAAUUGUUAGAUAAGCAAAGAAUGAAAAAACAACUGGGCAUAAUGUUAAAUGAUGUGGUAAAAGUGUCUUAUUCCUCUUAUAAACCAGCAGUCAUAUUUAAUUUUUAAUUGCAAUGUAAUGUUGCAAUGCUGUCUACUGUAGUUAAUAUGUUAGUUUCUUUGUUAUGACUUUACCAGCCUUUUUCCUUAGGAGACUCUUAAUAAUACAUAUGAAUUGACACAUUAGAUGAUAAUGAACAUAAAUCAUAACAAAUCAAAACAACAAUACGUCACAGCUCGUCAUGUUGCUAAUAAACCUGAAGGCACAAAGUCAUCUUUCCUGCAUAGUGUCUUCCUUUGUCAGGAAACUUACUGACUUUUUCCAAGCAUAGAUGCCAGAGACACUUUCCCUUAAUCAUAAAAUUUAAAAAAAGUUAACAUUUCACAUGUACUGUUAAAUAUGAACACAUUUGUAAACAGAUUGUUAGACUCCGAUUAAGUUAAUGUGUAAAUUGUUUUUAUAGAAAUGCUAAAAUAUUUGAAGAAGAAUGUUAAUAUACACCAGUUGUUUACCUUGGAACCAGAACAAUUGUCUAAGCGGCAGCUAUAGCAAACCUUCUGGCCAAGCUGAUAAAAAAAAUUAACAAUGCUACUAUAUGGUAUGGUACUGUAUAUAUUUUUUAUGAAUCAUGCUUUAUUUCUUUAUUUUAUUAUAAG
This is a messenger RNA of Clarias gariepinus (North African catfish), 5383 nucleotides long. It is a transcript of the gene sfi1, whose product is annotated as SFI1 centrin binding protein. The transcript has 32 exons. Gene Ontology annotation, molecular function: phosphatase binding. The record is from RefSeq and is a predicted model, not a curated record. The coding region runs from base 202 to 3966 and encodes 1254 amino acids. Lineage: Eukaryota; Metazoa; Chordata; Actinopteri; Siluriformes; Clariidae.